AUGAAGUUAACGGAAGAAUCUAUUCUCAACAUGGCGGUGAGUACACCAAGGUCCGGUAGUACACCGAUUCAUCCUUCAGGGUCGUGCGAAGACCAAAACUGCGCUACUCCCGAGAGGAAAUUAAGCGCCGGACUGUGGAAUUCUCGUCCACAUUCGCACCAAAGUAGCUCUGCGAGCGACGCCGAAUCCUCCGAGCUGGUGUAUUUCGCCAAUCGAGGCCGUAGUCCGCUUAUGCCAAUGCUACCGGACUCACCACCAAAUCUGCCCAAGCUAGCAUUGCCCUUCCGGUUGAGACCUACUUCUCAGCGGGUCGCGGCACACCUACACACGAGGCGGCCAAGGAUUCUUCCAGAAAGGAACACGAUUGCGUUUAUCCCUAUUGAGGAUUAUUCCGAAGAAGACGAUUCCUGGCCUGGUGCGCCACGAGUGGACGGAUGCCCCGAUCGGCGGGUGGGGCUUCUCGCACCUCGCCCUCGUCUCCGGUCCCUACCGACCUUGCGGGACGCCAAGCGCGCCAAGUCUGUGUGA
Molecule: messenger RNA, 528 nt
Organism: Phaeodactylum tricornutum CCAP 1055/1
Lineage: Eukaryota; Bacillariophyta; Bacillariophyceae; Surirellales; Neidiaceae
Exons: 1
Coding region: 1-528 (175 amino acids)
Source: RefSeq, a predicted model, not a curated record